AUGAGAAAUGUUUUGAGUCUUUUUUUGAAAUAAAAAAAUUACUUACCGAGGCACCUAUUUUACAAGCUCCUCAUUAGUCCCUUCUUUUUGAAAUAAUAUGUGAUGUAUUGAAUUAUGUAGUGGGAGCCAUUCUAGGACAAAUAAAAGAGUCAAAACUCAUAAAAAUUUCAUAUGCUAGUAAAACUAUAUCUGAUGCUUAGUUAAAUUAUACCACGACUGAAAAAGAGUUGUUAGCUAUAGUAUUUUCAUUAGAAAGGUUUAUAUCAUAUAUUUUCAGAGCUAAAAUUAUUAUUUAUAUUAAUCAUGCGGUAUUAAAAUAUUUGUUAAAUAAGAAAGAUGUAAAGCCACAUUUAUUAAGAUGUAUUUUAUUGUUGCUGGAAUUUGACUUAGAAAUAAAAGAUAAAAAAGGUUUCAAGAAUGUUGUUGCUGACCUUCUUUCUAGAUUAAGUGAUACAAGAAUAAAUGCAGCACUUUUACGAGACGCAUUUUUAGAUGAACAAUUGAUGGCAGCUCAACAUCAACCAUCACCAUAG
Messenger RNA from Spirodela intermedia, 533 nucleotides. The record is from the annotation of a GenBank genome assembly. NCBI's taxonomy places the organism in Eukaryota, Viridiplantae, Streptophyta, Magnoliopsida, Alismatales, Araceae.